Helianthus annuus (common sunflower) is the source of this 1242-nucleotide messenger RNA. RefSeq lists its product as uncharacterized. Bases 1 to 1242 code for a protein of 413 amino acids. Lineage: Eukaryota; Viridiplantae; Streptophyta; Magnoliopsida; Asterales; Asteraceae. The transcript is spliced from 5 exons. The record is from RefSeq and is a predicted model, not a curated record.
AUGUCAACAUCAGUUGAGAGCAACAAUCUUAGUUUUGUUAACGAUUUGAAUCCUGCAAAAGAUAUGUGGCACAUGAAAGCGAGGAUCAUCCGAAAAUGGAAUCAAGGUUAUAAAAUGGAUCACAUCUUCAUUGAUGAAAACGGUGUUAAGAUUCAAGGAGAUACUAAAAGUCACUUGAUACCUGUUUUUGAUGGACAACUUCAAGAAGAUGCUGUUGUUAUUCUGUCGAAAUUUGGUGUGAGUGAAAAUAAAGAUUUAUAUAAAGUUGUAGCACAUGACUAUAAAAUCAACUUUUAUCGAUGCACAGCUGUAACACCUGUGAGAGAUUGGCAAGAUGUUGUUGGAUCUAUGGUUUGGUGUAGAGAUCUUGAAUUCUUUGGCCAACCUCCAAAAGAAACUAAGAGGGUGAAUUUCGAUAUUCAAGACUUGGAGGGUACGGUUUUGCGAUGUACUAUGUGGAAUGAUUAUGCUCUGCAGUUUAACGACCUCAUCUCUAAAACCCCAGUUCAUGAGCAUGUGAUGGCUGUUAUACAGCAUGGAAAGUGUAAGGAAUGGAAAGUUGUUUCAACACAUGUUAGUCAGACACUUUCCACCACUCAAAUCAUUACCAUUUCAACACCUGCUCAAAAGCAGAAGACACCUACUGACAUAUCAAUAGUUGUAACGAAAACAGAGGUUGAAACACCAGGUGUUCCAACAGUUGUUAGUCACCCAUCCACCACUGCUCUCAACAUUUCUACGUCACAACCAAAAUCCCCUUCACCCAAAAAGCUUUACAAAAGGAAAAGGAAAUUUCAGAAGAAUGCUGAUGAUAUACCAGCACCUAUUCCUUUAUCCUCCACACCUUACAAUGUCAUCAAUCCACAACCACCCACUCAAAUAUCCUCCACUAGAAUUGAAUCUGUUGCUGAGAAAUAUCCACUGGAAUUGGAGGCUGUAAAGGAUGAAAUGAAACAAUUUUAUACAAUAGAUGAUCCUUGGGAAAGAAGAUUUCCUUCUCUCAUUGGCUUCAGGAAUCCAUUAAACAUGAGUGAGUAUCUAAAACUCAAAGCCAGGCAAGCAGAUAUAAGAGCCAGAAUUGAAUGCAAAGAUCAAGGUGAUAAAGCCAUUUCUGAAAGAAUGGAGUUCUUACUCACAAAGGUCAAACAAAUGGAAGAUUAUGCUAAAGACAUGAGCAAAGACAUGUCAAAUAUACCACCUGAUGCUGCCCUACAAAAAGGUAAUGACAAAGGAGUUUCUUGA